AAAACUAAUAAACAAUAUUUUAGGUUUGAACAUCUUUAUUUUGAAAACUCAUCUUUAGUCUUGAAAAUGUCUCAUCUUCAGCAGAAGCCAUUAAAAAUUGCCGUAGUAACGGGUGCCAGUUCGGGUAUAGGAGCUGCCUGUUGCACAGCCUUGUUGCAACAUGGCAUGAUUGUUGUGGGCUUGGCUCGUCGCCAAGAUAAAAUGGAACAAGAAGUUCUUUCAAAUAUACCAGCUGAACAACGAUAUCGUUUUCAUGCCCGGAAAUGUGAUGUGCGUUCGGAGAACGAUAUACGUCACACAUUUGCAUGGAUAGCAGAUCAUUUGGGCGGCAUAGAUGUGCUCAUCAAUAAUGCGGCUAUCUUGAAAAAUACACAAAUUAUCAAGCCAAACAAUACCGAGGAUUUAAGAGACGUUCUGGAUACAAAUAUUUUAGGAGUAGCUUUGUGUACACGAGAAGCCUUUGCCAUAAUGAAAAACUAUUGUCGCGACACUGGCCAUGUCAUUAUAAUCAAUAGUUUAAUGGGUCACUUUGUGCCCCAUUUGCCUGGUCUGAGUUUAAAUUUGUAUGCCCCCACUAAGUAUGCGUUAACCGCCAUGACGGAAGUUUUGCGUCAGGAGUUUCUAAUGGAACAAACCAAAAUCAAAAUAACGAGCAUAAGUCCCGGAGCUGUUAAAACACCAAUAGUGGGUGAAUAUUCAAAUCUACCAGCCGAAUACUCUCUACUACGCCCCCAAGAUGUAGCCGAUGCAGUGGUUUAUUGUUUGCAAACCCCACCAAAUGUUCAAAUACAUGAAUUAAUGAUACGACCACUAGGAGGAACUUUUUAGUUACAAAUAAGAAUUCAGUUGCAUUUAAUAGAGUUUAAUGGACUUUUGAUUUUCUCACCAAGAUCUAGCUUAUAUUUAGAUUGGAAAUCAUACUCAAAAUAAUUGCUGUUCCUUCAAGAUGAAUGUUUUAGUUUAAGAUUAUAUAAAUAAUAUUGCAGAACAUGUGAAUUAUUAUGUGCUUUAGAUUUGUAUUGAAAUUUGGUUGAAAGAAAACAAAAAUAUUAAAAAUAAGUAAUAAAAAAACUAUAAAAAACUCAUAAAAA
Molecule: messenger RNA, 1091 nt
Organism: Calliphora vicina (urban bluebottle blowfly)
Lineage: Eukaryota; Metazoa; Arthropoda; Insecta; Diptera; Calliphoridae
Product: farnesol dehydrogenase-like
Exons: 2
Coding region: 67-828 (253 amino acids)
Source: RefSeq, a predicted model, not a curated record